This is a messenger RNA of Corythoichthys intestinalis (scribbled pipefish), 2677 nucleotides long. RefSeq names its product zinc finger, matrin-type 4a (gene zmat4a). The record is from RefSeq and is a predicted model, not a curated record. The coding region runs from base 53 to 835 and encodes 260 amino acids. Gene Ontology annotation, molecular function: zinc ion binding; nucleic acid binding. Gene Ontology annotation, cellular component: nucleus. The transcript has 7 exons. Lineage: Eukaryota; Metazoa; Chordata; Actinopteri; Syngnathiformes; Syngnathidae.
GGAGUAGUCGGAUCUCUUGCUCACUCUGUCGCCGUCCUGGCGGCGCUGGUUAAUGGAUUAUACACUUUCCCUUCAAGUACGACAGCAGCUAGCGGUGUUUCCGACUCAUUUCUGUCAGAGUUACAGCGUAGAGUUACAGAUGAAGUCAACAGAAGUGGACCAAGGGCUAUUCACAGACAGCUACUGCAGAGUGUGCAGUGCUCAGCUCAUCUCAGAGUCCCAGAGGGUCGCUCAUUAUGAGAGUCGAAAACAUGCCAAUAAAGUACGGCUGUAUUACAUGUUACAUCCUGUGGAUGGAGGCUGCCCUGCCAAGAAGCUCAGAACAGACAAUGGCAGCGAGGAAGGAGACGUCGACAAGAAUAAAUGUUGCACACUGUGUAACAUGUCUUUCACAUCAGCAGUGGUUGCACAGUCACACUACCAGGGUAAAAUCCAUGCCAAGAGGCUAAAAUUGCUACUUGGUGAUCAGCCGUCCAUCACGACCCAAGAGGCAUCUCCCAGUCCUAUAAAGAACUCUCCAGACACAUCUCCUAUGACCUCUCCUCGACACCGACGUGACUCAGAUCGCUACUGCCAACUAUGCAAUGCUUGGUUCAACAACCCUGGCAUGGCUCAACAACAUUACGAUGGUAAAAAGCACAAGAAGAAUGCUGGCCGAGCAGACCUGCUGGAGCAACUGGGCAAGACUCUGGACAUGGGGGAUAUGAACGGUCUGAAACGAAACUAUACCUGCGACGUGUGUAGCGUGACUUUGAACUCUGUGGCACAGUACCACGCGCAUCUGCAAGGCUCAAAGCACCAAAACAACCUGAAGAAUCAAAUUUGUGUCCAGUGAGCGUGAGACAAACUAACAACACUGGAUUGAUGUCAGACAAGCUGUGGUCAGCUUGGCCCGCUUUUUUUCUGCCUCUGCUCUGCAAACUGUCCUCAUUCCCUUGUCUGUCUUUCACAGUCAGUUUGGCGUCGCCUGGAAAAUGAAGGAUUUUUUUUUUUUUUUUUUGAGGGGCCUUUCCUAUUGCAGCACUGUAUCAUGAUCUCACCUGAGAGAAAUGGAGCUAAGGGCCAAACAACACACUGCAAAACAUUGAAAACAUUACAUUUGCAUGGUUGAGCGCUCAUAUUGACCUGACAUGACACAUUAAUUGUAGAGCAGUUCAUUUACUACUAGUCAAACAGAAUUCAGAUCUGUUGGUAAAUUGCAGCUUUUCUACAUGGUAUUAAAUAUAAUUUCUAGCAUUACAAAAGGUGUGCUACAAUACCUUUGACUUCUUGACAAUUAAGAUGAAAUUUUUUUAGUCCUUGAAAAAUAUGAUUUAUUUUUGGAGUAUUGUGUUUUUAUUUUGCAUUAAGUAGCAAUAAGAGUUUUGGACUUAUACUGACGACUAAAUUUUGGUUGCAUAAUAUAGUUUUUAUGCAAGAUGAAAAAAAAAUUACAAUUGUGGAAUUGGUACAUAAUUAUUCUGUCUGAAUCUGUUGUUAAUACCAGCUGUUAUUUUGUGUUAGAUAGAAAGUGCACUACGUUAUUAGUCAUUGAAUCCAAAAUUAAAGUGGAAAUCGCAUGAUAGAAGUUUCCAUAUUCUACCGCAAGCGGGUUUGGGGUUUUUUCACUUACUCUGGCUUCUUCGAACAUUCACAAAACUACUUCCUAGGUACACUGAAUAAUUUGAAUUAUGACAGCUGAGGUCCCAGAUGAGAUCUUUAGCUAAAAUUAUAAUAGAGGACAAAUUUUUAUUCAGAUUUUUUUUCUUAAGUUUUUCCAUAUGUUAGCCUACUUUGUAUAUUUUUGUUGAAUGCUAUUGGCUUUGAAAUGGUUCCUCUGGUCAAGACAACUUCAGUGUAGUGUUGUCUUUAUCUCUGGGAGAUGUGGCUGCUGUAGCGAAAUGUUGGUUCAAAACCUUUCAUCACACUAUGUAGACUUGUGGAAUGUUUGUAAAAAUGUUUAAGUGGAUUAAAGUAACAAAAAAUGAAGGCCUCACUAAAGAGUAUUAGAUAUUGUGGCAUGUGGUAUCUCGACAUACGAACUCAUCCACUUACGAUUCUUUCGACAUAUGACGUAAAAUUUGGCUCGUCAUCUAUCUUGACAUAUGACGACAUGCUCGAAAUACAACGAUUUACAACAGUGUCAUAAUUUCAUUGUUUUCACGCAAGACUGCAGCACGUCGGAUUUUCCUGUGAGAGAAAUCAUGCCUCCCAAGAUGGUUCGUGCAGGUGGUAGUAGUGGUGAAAAAAGGAAAGAGGUGACUCUUACCAUUGAAAUGAAAAAAGAAAUCAUAGGGAAAAAAUGAGCAUGGUGUACGUGUGAGUUAACGGGACAGACAGUAAGGCCCACAACAUGGCUCACUGUAUCAUUCUCUAGUUCACCAGUAAGUUAAGGUAACAGUAAUAAUGUUGUUGUUGUUUUUUUUUUUUAAUUUCUUAUUUAAUCAUAAUUUGUUUUGCAUGUGUCUAAUUUAAUGCAUUGGCAGAACACAGCUCAAAGUCUCCUCCUCUACCUCCACACCCGUCACCCCCGACCUCUGUUCGCCAAUGUCUAUAAGGUUAGGAAACAAUAAAAAUGCCUUUUUAUUUAAUAUUUAUAAUUUAUUUGUUUUGCUAUCUGUAAUUGCUAUUUGUAAUUCUACUUGCAGUAUUUAUAAAGGAUUUAUUAUACUGCGAAUUGUCGAGGUACCACUGUAUA